Molecule: messenger RNA, 1089 nt
Organism: Hydatigera taeniaeformis
Lineage: Eukaryota; Metazoa; Platyhelminthes; Cestoda; Cyclophyllidea; Taeniidae
Source: the annotation of a GenBank genome assembly
AUGCAUAUUGCUUUGAACGAGUUUCUCUCUGGUCGUAGGACGGCAUUGGGUUGCAUCCUGAGUGUUAGCGAGGUCUCCAACGGAUGGAUGAACGUCAGAGUUGACCAGCGUCUGUCCAUGGUAGCACGCCUCUUUGCACAAACUGCAGAAGCAGUAACCAGGCUCUUUCGGAAUGAGGGUCAAAUUGCUACCUUGCUGGAACAGAUGCUAAAGUGGUGCCCUCGUGAAACUGCCUGGUUCAGUGGGGAAAAUUUGUUCGAGUACCUGCCAGAAAAUAUCGCCUACUACCACCUAACGCAAGCUCCGGCACAAGCACAUCAGCUGAAAUCACCGACUUCUGGUCAAUCAAAGGAGAAAAAUUUCGACACCCAGUCCAGUGGUAUUUAUGCCCAACCACUAUCCAUAGAAGAUAUGAAGGAUCCAUUUAAAGAGUGGUGGAAAUCAACGGUGAGCUUCAGCCAACAGCAACUCUCUACGGUCCUCUCUUCGCACCUCGCCGAUAUCACAGACCUCGUAGAUACUCGGCACACUUUGCUCUCCAUUCUUUCUACCUCUAGUCUUGAGAACAAUGUUGGUUCUGCUCCUCACCCUUUGGGGCAUUGUGCUGAUCUCUGGAUUGAUCUCUUCCGAACUCCCUUUGUUAAUCAUCUUGAGUCCCUACUGAACUCCACUCUCAAUGGGAUAUUCACAGAUUUCGAGUCGGAUUUGCUUUCUCUGGCCAGAUCACUUGAUCAGAUGGAUGACAAAUCUAGCCAAAUUUCAUCAGAUGAAGUGAUGACGCCUUUUGACGCAGAACAAAUGUCACCGGAUUUGGAUUUGGCAUCGUUUGUGUGGUCACAGAGUUUCGACUCCAUCGGACUGUCGAACCUCUGCCGCAAAGAUCAGGUUCAAUCUUUGUCAUCACUGAACGACUCCGUUGAUCAAUUGGAUAUAUCUCCAAAGGACUUGGUGAUGGCCUACUUUGCCUGUCUUGUGGGUCGGAGGGAUCUCCUCCCAAACUCAUCGACCACUCCGAAAGCUACCAACCAGCUCCCAGGUCCCCUACGAUGGCGGCUGAGCCGUCUAUUGGAAAGUACUGCUGCCAUCUAC